Messenger RNA from Exaiptasia diaphana, 1853 nucleotides. RefSeq names its product histone-lysine N-methyltransferase EHMT1-like. Gene Ontology annotation, molecular function: protein-lysine N-methyltransferase activity; histone methyltransferase activity; zinc ion binding. The annotation marks the transcript as partial. The transcript has 15 exons. Gene Ontology annotation, cellular component: nucleus. The record is from RefSeq and is a predicted model, not a curated record. Lineage: Eukaryota; Metazoa; Cnidaria; Anthozoa; Actiniaria; Aiptasiidae.
UAUCAGUUUGAUGCUGUUGAGAAUGGAAGGCUCAAAACUGUGGAGUACCUUGUCCAGUCUGGAGCCUCAGCUGUUGUCAAGGAUCAAGGUGGUAUGACRUUACUGCAUGUUGCRGCCAGAAGAGGRCAUAACAGCAUUAUACGCUAUCUAUUGGACACUGGCAAGUUUGAUGUCAAUCAAAAGGAUGAUGGYGGCUGGACUGCCAUCAUGUGGGCAGCAGAAGAUAAAAUGGUUGAAACUGCUAAACUCCUUUUAGAAAAACAGGGGAAUGUYCAUCUGAGAGAUUUGGAACUCAACAUCCCGCUUCACUGGGCCGCGUAUGCUGGAAGUUACAACAUGGCGCUUCUACUGCUUGAUAGCUUAUCGGAUAUUCACUCUGUCAAUAAACAUGGAGAAACACCAUUGCAUGUGGCUGCAAGGGAAAAUAAUUAUUCCUGUGUUCAGUUAUUUACAAGUAGAGGAGCAAAAAUUGACAUUACCAAUAAYGAAGGAAAAACACCUCUUGAUGUCGCUCUAGCUGACACAAAGUCUCGUCAACUGUUAGAAACCAAACAAGCUCUAAUGCUUUACUCACUCGAAUCUAAAUUUAGGAUAUUAAGUUGUGAUAUUUCCAGGGGACAAGAGAAUGUAGCAAUUCCUUGCGUUAAUGAGGUUGAUGAUGAUCCAUUACCCGACUUCACGUUCGUCAAAGAGUGUUGUGAGGUUGGAGGAGAUAGCAUAGAAUGGAACAUUAACACCAUUCAGGCGUGUAUAUGUGACGGCGACUGCGGCAAUAACCCAUCCUGUUCGUGUGGUAAAAUGUGUGAUGAUGAGCAAAUUUGGUAUGAUAAGGAUGGUUUAUUAAAUUUAGAGUUACAGAAUAUCGAUCGACCCUUAAUCUUUGAGUGUAACAAGAUGUGCAAAUGUUGGAGUUAUUGUCGCAAUCGAGUCGUUCAAAAAGGGAUGCUGUAUCCUCUCCAAUUGUUCAAAACGAAAACUAAAGGUUGGGCCGUACGUGCGUUAUCUCAAAUCCCUAAAGGAGUAUUUCUGUGUGAAUAUACUGGCGAACUUAUUUCUGACGCGGAAGCAAACGCCAGAGAAAGUGAUACUUACCUUUUUGACCUGGACUGUAAGGAAAGUGAUCACAUGAUGUACUGUAUAGACGGUGACAAGUACGGCAAUAUAAGUCGUUUUAUCAAUCAUUCGUGUGAACCAAAUUGUAUACCAACGCGAGUAUUUAUCGAGCACCAGGAUAUACGAUUUCCUAGAAUAGCCUUCUUUUCUUCAAAAGAUAUUGAAUUCCACGAAGAAAUUUGUUUUAAUUAUGGAGACAGAUUCUGGGAAGUAAAAAUAUCKGAAUUUUACUGUGAAUGUGGAACAYCAUCUUGCAAUUACAAAGCGCCUUCUUGAUGACCGUGUUUUUAGGCAGGUUAUCUUAAAAAACUAUUUAUAUCAGAGUACAGAGUACAUAUAAAUUAUAAAUAAGACUUUGUAAAUAUUAUAUUAUAUAUUUUUAUUUUGAAUUUUACAAUAUUAUAGCAUGUACAAUGUGUUUUUUAUUUAAGAUGUAAUAAAUGUUCCUUUUCUGUGAUUUGAAAAUUACUUUUUUAAAGUAUUUUCAUUAAAUAAGAGAAUUUAUCUUCUCUUCACACAAUUCUAUCAUUUAGGAUGGUAAAUAAAUUCACAUUUUAUACGAAUUGCGCUCAUUAUACAAAUUAUUGACAAUAAUUCGGAAUUUUUCAACGUUAAGUUCAAGUUCAGUUGACKUGUGGAGGACCAUUAUAUUCUUUGAGAGUAGAUUCCAAUGGAUUAAUGGAGAGAAGAAUGUAGUAUAGGUAGAAACCAUUUGAAAUAAAAGAAUUUGACGACGAGAA